Messenger RNA from Austrofundulus limnaeus, 4831 nucleotides. It is a transcript of the gene brd1a, whose product is annotated as bromodomain containing 1a. Gene Ontology annotation, molecular function: protein binding. The coding region runs from base 273 to 3992 and encodes 1239 amino acids. Gene Ontology annotation, biological process: regulation of transcription by RNA polymerase II. The transcript is spliced from 13 exons. NCBI's taxonomy places the organism in Eukaryota, Metazoa, Chordata, Actinopteri, Cyprinodontiformes, Rivulidae. The record is from RefSeq and is a predicted model, not a curated record.
GGCGGAUGAUUCGUCCGUGCUCCUGCCUGCUGUUCCUGCUGCUAAAACCUGCCUCUGGUCGACGACUGUAGCCUUUGAAUGGCCCACGAAGCAAACAACUGCGCGUUUUCUGCACAUUUUAACAUCGGGACUCUUCGGGCACCGAGCAGGCCUCUUCCUGUUUCAUUAUUUACAGAAAAGACCCGAGACUCUCCCGUUGGAUGAUACUGUUGUGCACGGAAUCCGAGCGCUUUUCGCAGGCCGUUGCUUUGUAAGCAACACGGAGCGCCAAGAUGAAGAAGAAAGCUCGGCAGCACCGGGUGGCGGUGCCUCAGAGGUCGCCCUCUCCCAUCAAGCCUUCCCCCAACAAGCAGAUCCUGACCUACGCCCAGGCGCAGCGCAUGGUCGAGUUCGAGCUGGACGGCCACAUCCACCGGCUCAGCAUCUACGACAAGCUGGACGUCGUCUCGGACGCCGACCCGUCGGUUCGGGAGAUGAUGGAGAGCAAAAGCAACAAGGAGAACGCCGAGAAGCCUCAGCUGCAGGUGCGGCAGCGGUCGGCCAGGCUGAAAAACAACCAGGAGAGGAGGAACGCAGCGCUGGGCGUCAGCAGUCACGGACAAGGAGGCGGGCAUCACGCCAGCACCCACGUUGUCCCGAAGCUUCCAGAGCCGAAAUUUCGCAACGUUGAAUACAACCUGCCGGCAGUUCCAAAGCGCCCGGCUGCCUUUUUUAAAUUCAUCGAGAAGACCGAGGAGGAGCUAGACGAGGAGACGGAAUACGACAUGGAUGAGGAAGACUACGCCUGGUUGGAUUUAGUAAACGACAGACGUAGAAGUGAGGGGAUGAGUCAGGUGUCUCACAACGUCUUCGAGUUCCUCAUCGACCGCUUCGAAAAGGAGCUGCACCUGGAGAGUCUGGACCAGGCGAGUGAAACUCAGGCUCCYAUCGACGAGGACGCCGUUUGCUGCAUCUGCACGGGCGGAGACUGCCACCGAAGCAACACCAUCCUGUUCUGCGACGUCUGCAGCGUCGCCGUGCAUCAGGAGUGCUACGGCGUGCCCUACGCCCCGGAGGGCCAGUGGCUCUGCAGACACUGCCUCCAGGCGCCGAGCCAGCCGGCCGACUGCGUCCUCUGUCCCAACAGGGGCGGGGCGGUGAAGAAGACCGACGACGAGCGCUGGGGCCACGUGGUGUGCGCCCUCUGGGUCCCGGAGGUCGGCUUCUCCAACGCCACCUUCAUCGAGCCCAUCGACGGCGUCAGCCAGAUCCCCCCGGCCCGCUGGAAGCUCACCUGCUACAUCUGCARGGAGAAGGGCGUGGGAGCGUGCAUCCAGUGCCACAAAGCCAACUGUUACACCGCCUUCCACGUCAGCUGCGCCCAAAAGGCCGGCCUCUUCAUGAAGAUGGAGCCCAUCAACGAGGUGACGGACACGGGCGAGCCCACCCUCUCUGUGAAAAAGACGGCCUACUGUGGAGCWCACACGCCCAACGGGUGCGUGAGGAGACCGUUCCCCAUCUACGACGAGCCCAAACCAAAGAACGGACUUUGUAAGAGGGCGGAUAAAGAAGGCGGGGAGGAUAAAGGGCGGGCGAAAGGGAAGCCGAAAAAGAAAAGUAAAAACAAAAAACYGGAACCAGAGGAUGAAAGUGAAGCUGCGGUUCCUGCUGCUGUUCCUUCUUUUCCUGCUCACAGGUUACAAACCAUUUUGAACCAGGUGUCCAUACAGAAGAAGAAAGCCUUCGUGGAGCUGGUCCUCAAUUACUGGACGUUGAAAAGGCAGUCGAGGAACGGCGUGCCUCUCAUCAGACGCCUACAGACAAGCCUGCAGGCGCAGAAGAACACACAGCCUAGGCAGAAAGAGGAGGAAAGCAGGACUUUAAAGGAGCAGCUGAAGGAGUGGCACCGCCUCCGACACGACCUGGAGCGAGCUCGACUUCUGCUGGAACUCAUUCGCAAGCGAGAGAAGCUAAAGAGGGAGGAGAUUAAACUGCAGGAGACCCUCAUGGAGAUGCAGUUGACUCCAUUUAGUAUUUUGCUCCGAGUUCUCCUGGACCAGCUCCAGGCCAAAGACCAGGCCCGGAUCUUCACCCAGCCGGUCGACGUGAGCGAGGUGCCGGACUACCUGGACCACAUCAAACGCCCGAUGGACUUCUCCACCAUGCGGCAGCGCAUCGACGCCCAGGGCUACAACAACUUUGACCAGUUCGAGGCCGACUUCAACCUGAUUAUCGAGAACUGCUUGAAGUACAACUCGAAGGACACCUAUUUUUACCGCGCUGCCAUUCGCCUCAGGGACCAGGGCGGAGUCCUGCUCAGAAAGGCCCGACGAGACGCCGAGAAGAUCGGCUUCGACACGGAGAGCGGCACGCACUUGCCAGAAGCUCCUGAGAUGAAAGCAGCAGCAUCGUUUUCGUGGGAAGACGUGGACCGCUUACUCAAACCGGCCAAUCGGGAGCAUCUUCCUCUGGACUUGCAGCUGCAGCAGCUCCUGGAGAAGUUCGACCUGACCUGCUCCAUGAAGUCCAGUCCCUCCCGCAGCAAACGCAUCAAGCUGCUGAAGAAGACCAUCAAYGACGUGCGAAGCGAAAUAAGCCUUAAGAAACUGCUGCCCUCUACCUUUCACUGUUCUACCUCUGCAUCAACACCAGCUUCAUCUUCAUCAUCUUCAUCGGAUUUCUCUGUGCCGGAGACGGAGCAACCCAACGAAGAGAGACUSAAGGCCAAGGGACAUUUUCCAGAUGAUGAAGGAGACAAGUCKCUUCCUCCUAAACUGGAGCCGUCAGACGCCCUGCCCCCACUGAUCCGCUCGGACUCGGACUCCGAGCCCCCCACCCUCAAACCCAUCGACGCCCCCCUGAACUGCGAAACCCAAAGCACGAGAUUAAAGUUGGACGGCGAAAUCCCCGAGCUGGUCUCGUCGGCGCCGCGCCUCAACGGCCACGUCCUCCAGAGCGCCGUGUCGGACAGAGACGCGGGGGCAGUGUCCACGUCCGCGCCGGCCGACCCCGCCCUCAACCGCCGCGCCGCCGUCCUCUUCUGCAAGUCGAAGGUCGGCGGGRACGGCGAGGAGUCGGACGGGGUCAACGGGAAGCCGGGCGGGGACGGAGGAGACGACGACGAAGACGGCGCRCAGCUGGGCUCCAAGUCCAUCCUGUCGGUGGUCAUCCCCCGGCUGGAGACCCUGCUGCACAAGAAGAGGAAGCACAGCGAUGGCAGGGAGGAGGAGGGAGGAGAGGCGGAGCUUGAGGAGGAGGGAGAGUCUCCUGUGAAACGACUCGACACAGGACUGUCCAGAGGCUUCCUGGACAUGGGGGAGGAGAAGGAGCUGGAGCGAAGCAGCAGAACCAGUCGACCCGUGGAGCCACGCAGACGCUGCGCCUCCGAGUCCUCCAUAUCUUCAUGUAGCAGUUUACCAGGAAGCACCAGCACAAUUCUCAGUCUUCCAAAAUGUGGAAAGGGGAAACCCGCGUUGGUCCGGAGAAACACUGUGGAYGAUAAGAGCGAGCUCAUCGCCUGCAUCGAAUCGGGGAACUUUGCUAAAGCUGCACGAAUCGCUGCAGAGGUUGGCAACAGCAACAUUUGGAUGCCAGCUAGUGCUGCUACAGUUACGCUGGAACCUCUAAAGCUAGUUUGGGCCAAAUGUAGCGGAUACCCCUCCUACCCUGCCUUGAUCAUAGACCCCCACAUGCCGCGCGUCGGCUGCCAGCACAACGGGGUGUCCAUCCCCACCCCCCCCAUGGACGUGCUCCGCAUCGGAGAGCAGAUGCAGUACAAGACCGGAGAGAAGCUCUUCCUCGUCCUGUUCUUCGACAACAAGCGCAGCUGGCAGUGGCUUCCUAGAUCCAAAAUGGUUCCCCUGGGGAUGGACAAAACCAUCGACAAGAUCAAAAUGAUGGAAGGCCGCUCCUCCAGCAUCCGCAAGGCCGUCCAGAUCGCCUUCAGCCGCGCCAUGAACCACCUGAGCAUCGUGCAGGACGAGCCAGUCAGCGACCUGAGCGACGUGGACUGACGGCAGGGGGGCGGGGCCAGCUCCAGAUCCAUUCCCCUCCUCGAACCAAAAAAAAAAAAAAAAAAAAACCCUCCUCUCCUCUGCAGAAGACUGAAAUGUUUACCGGGCAUCUGCUGUACCAGGUGCUCUCAGCUAUGAAUGUGUUUCUAUUCACUCCACCUCCAGGCGUGUAGCUGUGCAAAAAGAGGCCUAUUUUAAUUUUUUUUUCACCACCUUUACUCCAAACAUUUCAAAAUAAGAGCGACUGAUUUCAUUUCUGGAGUGUCAGGAUAGCAACUAUUAUAUAAGCUGAAAAAUGACUCAGAUUUUUAUUUUGAAUUAUUACAUUUCAUAUAAGUUGCCUUUUUUUUUAAAAACAAAUUCCAUUUUAUUGUAUUUAAACUGUAAAUAAUCUGUACAGUUGCCUGACAGUAACUUAUGUUAAGACAGACACGGCUACUGUACAGUUUUUUUUUUAAGUAUUUAUCCUCUUUUUGCCACUAAACCAUGAGUUUUGUUGCUUGAUUUAAAAGAAUAAAAAGAAUCACGUGGAAAUUAGAUGCCAUGUUAGAAAAAAAGAAAAGUAUUUAAGUUAUUGAGGUUUAUAAAGUAAACUUCCAUUUGACAUCAUUUCUUUGGAAUAAAAAGAAGUAGUUUGGGUCUGUUUUUGUUCUACUGUAUUUAUAUGAUUUGCGUGCUCGGUCUUUGUGUCUCUGAAGCUCAUACUGAACGUCUGAUGUGAACACAGAAGGAUUUGUUCUCAGAAAAACCAAAAAUGUUGCUACCCAGAACUUUUUUUCUGGUUGAUUUUUUUAUUAUUUCUUUCUGUGGUAAGUGAGAAAGUUGUUGCCAAAAAAAAA